CCCGUUGACCUUUGUAGGCCCUGCAACAACCAAUAUAAACUGAGGAUACGCUCAUAAGCUCACACAAAUAGAAAUGGUCCUACUCCUAGUCACGCACACGAUUGAAGUGCCCUCCUCGCGAGUGCCGCUAUCCGCUAUCAUCCUGGUCGAUGCCAUCAAGCGCAAACAGCUGCCUCCGAAUCUAAAAUGCCGGCUGGUAAUCCCGAGCUCGGGGCACCACUCUUGCUCAAUAUGGGACGCUAGCUCGGUGGAGGAGCUCCAAGCUUGGAUUGACAUAAACCUCCUGGAUGGCACAGCUAGCAUCGCGGAGAUUCCCGAGGAGUUCACGUAUGGCCUUUCGCUGGAGCUGACUACGGCGCGUGCUGCUGACAAGGUCGCCACCACCAGCAAAUCCACGCUGGAGCGAAUCAACACCACCGGCGCGCGCGUUAUGGAGAGCAUGUCGGAGAAGCUUGAGCAGCUGGACGCGCGCACCAACCUGAUCACGGCCACCCGUGAGACCGCCUCCGCCGCCGCCGCUAAGGUGAAGCAGGCCACCAACAGCGCCAUGGAGAACGAGAGCGUGCAGCGGGGGCUGCAGAGCCUCAGCACCUCGCUGCAGAGCGCAGGCACCAGCAUGAACCGCGCCUUCACCUGGGUGGGCAGCAAGGUGAAGGAGUCCUUUGGCGCCGAGGCGGGCGCGGGCUACACGGGCGGUGGCGGCGUGGGCGGCGCGCAGUCCUACAGCGGCUUCAGCUCCGAGCCGCCCAGCUAUGAGGCCGCGGCUUACGCCUCCGCGCCCGCCGCGGCUGCGGGUCUGGGCGGCAGUGGCUUCAUGCCGGUCAGCACGCACGCGGCGCGGUCGUCAGUCGACCACCAGCAGCAGCAGCAGCAGCAGCACCGCGUGGCGGGGCCGGGCCCGGUGACGGAGGACGCGGGGCCGAUGCCGCAGUUCACCCUGGACGAGGGCGUGGCCAGCCCAAUGGUGCUGUCGCCCGCCAAGGAGGCGGCGGAGGGCCACGCGGCCGGCCACAGCAACAAUGAACACGACGAUGCGGCGGCGGGCGGCGGCGAGGGCGGCGGCCUGGAUGCAGCACCCAUCGUGGCGCCGGUGGGCGCGGCGGCCACGUGAGGAGGGCGGCAGCGUUGGUGCGGGCCGCCUCAGGCGGACGUGAGGAGGGCAGUACCGGGGGUGUGUAGGGAGGAGGCAAGUAGCAUGGAGGAGGCUUGAGAAAUGGUUACGUGGAGCUGCUUGGAUUGUGGCGGAAGUGCGAGUUCUGAGGCUCGCUGUUGCGCCGGUGUGCGUGCCUGUACCGAGCUCGGGGCUGUGACUGGGCUGUUAGGAGGUGCGCUAGUAGCAUCGCGGGAGCAGCUGGAAAACCGGCAGUGACGCCCACGGUGGGAGAGAAGAUUAAAUUCGUGUUCAGUCGUGGAUGAUGAGGACUUUGUCAGUCCUGAAAUGAGCUUGUGUAGAGUCCUGGGCUGUGAGAGCUUGCCGCGGGGUGAGAAGAGGGAGUGAGAGCUGUCUCAAUUGAGACGCAGGGCUGCUUGUCGUGCUGCUGCUGAACGUAAACGCAUUGGGGUUCUGGAGCGCUGCGUGUGCGCGUGCGUGUCUGUGUUUGUCGAUGUUGCAGCAGCUGCAAGCUCUGCUGCGGCUGUCGUCGGCAGGGAAUGCCGCUGAAGCGAUGUGUCAGGACAGGCUAGGGCUGAGGAGGUAGUGACAGGGCACAGGGUGGUGCAUGCGAGCUGUGCAGACGCCUGAACGCAUCCACCAAACAAAUGGCGGUUCCAAGACAGCUCAGACUAAGGGGCAUGCUGAUCAAGCCGGUGGCGCCUCAGUUUGUUAGAAGCGGACCAAGUGACAGGCCUCACACCGCAUUCGGGAUCCAGGGCGGAUCCAGAGAGGAGCAGCGCUCUCGCCUGGAACUAACGAAGAGAUAAGAGAGGUAAGAGAGUUGGGCA
Molecule: messenger RNA, 1941 nt
Organism: Chlamydomonas reinhardtii
Lineage: Eukaryota; Viridiplantae; Chlorophyta; Chlorophyceae; Chlamydomonadales; Chlamydomonadaceae
Exons: 8
Coding region: 74-1111 (345 amino acids)
Source: RefSeq, a predicted model, not a curated record